GUCGCGGGCGCGCGCGCCGCCGGCGGAGCCGCAGUUAAAAUGGUCCGAGCGGGACCCUGCGUUCCCCCCGCCGCCGCAGUGACUGACUGAGCCGGGGGGUCAGGCUCGGACUGGUCGCCCAGCCGGCAGGCUCGCUCUCUCCGUCGCGUCCCCAAAGCUCGCGCCCAUCGUUCUCCCGGCAUCCCUGGGCAAAGCAUGUAGCCCCCGACGGGCGCAGAGGCGGCCCGCAGCUGACGCCCACCCCCACCGUCGCGUGUGUGCCCGUGUGUGCGUGUGUGUGCGCAGGGCGGGCGACCCUGCCGCGGGCCCGAGCCCGAGCCAGCGAGCGGCCUGCCCCGCCGCCGGGAGCCCGCCUCUCCGGGCUUCCCUACUUCCCCGUCCCGGUCCCCCUCCUCGGGGCCUUCUAUAUGGGCCACCUUCUCUCGAAGGAGCCGCGUAACCGCCCGAGCCAGAAGAGGCCUCGCUGCUGCAGCUGGUGUCGCCGCCGUCGCCCUCUCCUCAGGCUGCCCCGCCGGACCCCGGCCAAGGCGCCCCCCCAGCCGGCGGCGCCCCGGAGCCGGGACUGCUUCUUCCGCGGGCCCUGCAUGCUCUGCUUCAUCGUGCACAGCCCCGGCGCUCCCGCCCCCGCCGGCCCAGAGGAGGAGCCGCCGCUCUCGCCGCCGCCGCCGCGGGACGGGGCCUACGCCGCGGCCGCCUCCUCUCAGCACCUGGCGCGGCGCUACGCGGCCCUGGCUGCCGAGGACUGCGCUGCCGCCGCCCGCCGCUUCCUGCUCUCCUCGGCCGCCGCCGCCGCCGCCGCCGCCGCCUCGGCCUCGUCGCCUGCCUCCUGCUGCAAAGAGCUGGGGCUGGCUGCCGCCGCCGCCUGGGAGCAGCAGGGCCGGAGCCUCUUCUUGGCCAGCGUGGGGCCCGUGCGCUUCCUGGGGCCGCCCGUCGCGGUGCAACUCUUCCGGGGGCCGACGCCGCCGCCAGCCGAGCCCCCCACUCCCCCCGAGAUGGUGUGCAAGCGGAAGGGGGCCGGGGUUCCCGCCUGCACCCCCUGUAAGCAGCCCCGCUGCGGCGGCGGGGGCUGCGGCGGCGGCGGCGGCGGCAGUGGGCCUGCGGGAGGAGGCGCUUCUCCUCCGCGGCCCCCCGAUGCCGGUUGCUGCCAGGGCUCCGAGCAGCCAUCGCAGCCUCUCUGCCCCCCGCCCUCCUCUCCCACUUCCGAAGGUGCCCCCACAGAGGCCGGCGGGGACGCCGUCCGAGCGGGGAGCACCGCCCCCUCGCCUGCCCAGCAGCAGCAUGAAUGCGGCGACGCGGACUGUCAGGAGCCCCGCGAAAACCCCUGCGACUGUCAUAGGGAGCCGCCCCCCGAAACCCCAGACAUCAACCAGCUGCCGCCAUCCAUCCUGCUCAAGAUAUUUUCCAAUUUAUCCCUGGAUGAACGUUGCCUUUCUGCAUCGUUGGUCUGCAAGUACUGGCGUGACCUUUGUUUAGAUUUCCAGUUUUGGAAGCAGCUGGAUCUUAGUAGUCGUCAGCAGGUCACUGAUGAAUUAUUGGAAAAAAUUGCAUCAAGAAGUCAAAACAUAAUUGAAAUCAACAUUUCUGAUUGUCGCAGUAUGUCUGAUACUGGCGUAUGUGUUCUAGCAUUUAAGUGUCCUGGACUUCUUAGGUAUACAGCCUACAGGUGUAAACAGCUUUCUGACACCUCUAUUAUUGCGGUUGCCUCUCACUGUCCUUUACUUCAGAAAGUUCAUGUGGGCAACCAGGACAAACUAACUGAUGAAGGACUCAAACAGCUGGGCUCAAAAUGCAGAGAACUCAAAGAUAUUCAUUUUGGCCAGUGUUACAAGAUCUCAGAUGAAGGCAUGAUCGUCAUAGCUAAGGGAUGUCUGAAAUUACAAAGGAUAUACAUGCAGGAAAACAAAUUAGUGACAGAUCAGUCAGUGAAAGCAUUUGCUGAGCACUGUCCUGAACUUCAGUAUGUUGGCUUCAUGGGCUGUUCAGUUACUUCUAAAGGAGUCAUCCACCUGACUAAGCUAAGGAACCUUUCCAGCUUGGACCUCCGUCAUAUCACUGAACUGGAUAAUGAAACCGUGAUGGAAAUUGUUAAGAGGUGCAAGCAUCUUAGCUCUCUCAAUCUCUGUCUGAACUGGAUCAUUAACGACAGGUGUGUGGAGGUCAUUGCAAAGGAAGGACAAAACCUGAAAGAGCUGUAUUUGGUGUCCUGUAAAAUCACAGAUUAUGCACUGAUAGCCAUCGGGCGGUACAGCAUGACCAUAGAGACAGUGGAUGUCGGAUGGUGCAAAGAAAUCACAGACCAAGGAGCCACCCUGAUUGCACAGAGCAGCAAGUCUCUGCGAUAUCUGGGGCUGAUGAGAUGCGAUAAAGUCAAUGAGGUGACGGUGGAGCAGCUGGUGCAGCAGUACCCCCACAUCACCUUCAGCACCGUCCUCCAGGACUGCAAGAGGACCCUGGAGAGAGCCUAUCAGAUGGGCUGGACCCCCAACAUGUCGGCUGCCUCCUCCUAACCCUCCUGGCCCGGCUCAGGUCCGCUCAGAUCCCCGGCAGGGCGGACAGGAAUUGCAGAUGGGGGUGGUGAUCUCUCGGAAAGGUUUUAACUGUCACAUGUCUGUGCGUGUACCCGAGUGUGUGUAUUUGUGUCCUGUUUGCAUCCUGCAUAGCAUAAGCGCAGUUGCUGUUUAUUCCCAGGAGAGCUGUUUUUUUUCCCUUAAAAGUUAAAGAUUUUAAAAGCCACAAACCUUUUUGUUUUUAAGUUCAAAGAUUUCUCUUUUUUUAAAGCGUUUUUACUGUGGAAUAAAAAAAAAAAAAAAAAAAAACUGAAUCAAUUAUUUCGAGCUCUUAAUUCCUGCCACUUGGCGAUGCCCUAAAGUGAAGCGAGCUGGGAUGUUCUGGGGUGAGCUAGCCCUGUGCCCUUCUGCCGACAGCCAGGACGGAAGUGACGUCCCCCGUAGAGGCUGGCAGCCAGGCUCUCCCCCUCCCAGAUGCACACGACACCAGGCAGUUUCUUUCUAGGCCAUUUCUGACCCAGAGGCCUUCCUCCAGGCCACGGAGAGAGCAUGUUGUCCACCGCGCUCUGCCCGACCCAGGCUUCCCACCGGCGGGCCACUUGCUAUCUGCAAGGUGACAGGGACUAGAGGGGAGAAAGCCUUCUGUGAAAUUUCCCGUGGAGGCAACAGUCCCCUGGCCAGCUCACAGAAGUUAAUUACCCAUUAUUCUGCAGAUAUGUUCUGUUGAGUGCUAAAUCUUUCUAUUGAGUUUUAUGUUAACAUUGUGUUAGCUUUUUCUUCAUGGAUCGUAACGAGUCUGAAUAUAUUUUAAUGAAAUUUGGAGCUGAUCUUAGCAUUAUCCACUUGAAAGCCACCAAUGUAAUUAAUGGAGUGAAGUUAUUUUUUAAAAAUCUACAGAUCAUUUAAUUAUUUUUGUUAAUUUGGAUAAUUAUGAAAUUAUAUUUCUGAGAUUUGGGGGUAGUCACGUUAAUAGAAUAUUAAUGAGAUAUAAAUAGACAAUCUUUUUUUUUUUUUUUUUUGCUUUGCUUUGGGCUUUAGAAUAGGUUUUUUUUGGUUAUAUGCAUGUUAUUUUUUGAAUAGUUCUUAUGCUACUGCAAAGAUCUAUUACUGGUUAAUGUAUGAGUUAAGAAAAAUUAUAAAAUCUUUUCAUUAAGAUUCUGUUUACACUUGUCAGAAAUAAGCAUUUCUUUGUUUAAAGAUUGACACCUUUCAGUUAAGAAAAUAUCUAUGUAAAUGAAUAUAUGUUUUGAUUUCACACAUCUUUACAAUUAAUUCUUAGUAGGGACUCAGGCUCAAAUAACCUUUCCUGUGUCUAGAUUUAUAAUCAAGACAUCAGGGAGCCUUUUUACGCUAAAGAGUGAUUAUCUUUCCCAGUAGAGCUAGAUACAAAACCCUGACUUGUGAGUUUGCUAUUUAUUCUUCCCCAGUGUGGACAUAGCUAUUUUUUUGGUCUUUAACAGGUAUACUAAGGUUUGAGUUUCACUUUCUAUAAGUCCCAAUAUUGCUAAAACGAGACUAGCUGUAGGAAACAAAAACUAGCUUUACAUUCAAAUGCCAUUCACUUAUUAAUAAUGACUCCCAAAAAAUGUAAACAACUGUUUCUUCUGAUUAUGUCAACAUGUUUCUGAUGUGGCAGUAUUUUUGCUUUUAAUCCAAAUCAGUUAAAAAAAACUAGUCAGUACUCACCAAGAGUAUUUUAUCCGUCACUAAAUGGAUUACUAAUUUAAUUUGAAGGAAAUAAAGUUUGUAUAAGAAAAAAAAAGCUGUUUACUAUUAAUAAACUAUAAUUCUUCUUACACAUCAAACUGUAUUGUUUUCAUAUUCAUUUCCCCUCCACUGAAAAAUAUCUUAAAUCAUAAUAUUUUAACUGGUUUUUAAUCCAAAACUAAUUUAUAAGACAGUAUGUAUAGUAAUAGUAGCUUGAGUGAAUAAGCAAAAGUUUAAUUUUUAUAUAUGUCACACUAUAUUUUAAAUAGUUAAAAAACAAAAAGACUAAAGAAGGGAGAGCCAUCGAUGAUAUAGAUGGUGCCAUUUCAGUUCAAAAUUGUAGUAUCUUUGGAGUGUUACAGUUUGGUUGUCAAAUAGUCUCAGAAGUGUACACUUGAUUUUUUUUUUUUUUUUUUUUAACAUUGCAUUGUUUGAAUCUGAAAUACAGCACUAUAACAUGCUUUAGCUUGGGUUGGGGGGUGGGGGGACUUGCACUUAUUCUUUAAGAUGUUGACUAAUCCAGAAAGCCUGAUGCAACAUAACCUGGAAAACUGCUUUGGUAUAUUUGUAGAAAUCUCUAGAAGUAUCAUAUCCAGCCUCAAAGCAUUAAUCUCAAAAAAAGAAAAAGAAAAAACAACCAGAAAAAGCAUUACCUUGAGUGAUCCUGUGAUGGUUGUUGAAUGUGUUCUCAUUACAUGCUUUGAAAUGAGGCUUAAAAUGAUUUUUCUGGGCAAUAUAGAGUUUCUUUUCAUUUUCUUUCUUUUUUUUUUUUUUGCUUAGAAUGUCAUAAAUGUAUGUGAACACGUUUAAUGCAGGGCUUUCUAUCCUCUCCAAAAUGUCAACAGUAUUUUCAGAAUAAAGACUAUGAAAUACAUUAUCGUAGUGGAAAAUUCUGGUCUUUUGUCUUUGAUGUCUUUUUGAGUGGAUAAAGGAAAUGUACCUGGUUUGUAGUUUCUAUAUUUCUGUGAAUCUUUUGACCUUGCGAUGGGUCACAAUAAAAGAGAAACAAA
This is a messenger RNA of Molossus molossus (Pallas's mastiff bat), 5224 nucleotides long. RefSeq names its product F-box and leucine rich repeat protein 17 (gene FBXL17). Gene Ontology annotation, biological process: SCF-dependent proteasomal ubiquitin-dependent protein catabolic process. The transcript is spliced from 9 exons. The record is from RefSeq and is a predicted model, not a curated record. Gene Ontology annotation, cellular component: SCF ubiquitin ligase complex. Lineage: Eukaryota; Metazoa; Chordata; Mammalia; Chiroptera; Molossidae. Gene Ontology annotation, molecular function: protein binding. The coding region runs from base 408 to 2507 and encodes 699 amino acids.